Prinia subflava (tawny-flanked prinia) is the source of this 2341-nucleotide messenger RNA. It is a transcript of the gene SHISA3, whose product is annotated as shisa family member 3. The coding region runs from base 129 to 878 and encodes 249 amino acids. The transcript has 2 exons. The record is from RefSeq and is a predicted model, not a curated record. Lineage: Eukaryota; Metazoa; Chordata; Aves; Passeriformes; Cisticolidae.
GGUGUGUGAGGGUGUGUGUGCUGCGGGAGCUGCCCCCCAGCCCCGGACGCGGCGCAGGAGGCCUCGCACGGCACCCGGGGCCGCCCCCUGCGCGCCCCGUCGGGGCGGGCGGCGGCGGCGGCGCGGAGAUGGCGGGGCGGCGGCGGCGGGCGCUGCCGCGGCUGCUGCUGCGCUGCCUCCUGCUGGGGCUGCUGGGCGGCGGCGGCGGGGGCCAGCCCGGCGGCGGCGAGUACUGCCACGGCUGGGUGGACGGGCAGGGGGGCUACCACGAGGGCUUCCAGUGCCCCGAGGGCUUCGACACGGCGGCCGCCACCAUUUGCUGCGGCUCCUGCGCCCUGCGCUACUGCUGCGCCGCCGCCGAGGCUCGCCUGGAGCAGGGCGGCUGCACCAACGACCGGGAACCCUCGGAGCCGGGAGUCACCGCCCAACCAAUCUACGUUCCAUUCCUCAUUGUUGGAUCAAUAUUUAUUGCCUUCAUUAUCGUGGGCUCGCUGGUAGCAGUUUAUUGUUGCACCUGUUUAAGACCCAAACAACCAUCACAGCCCAUACGGUUUUCUCUGCGGAGCUAUCAGACCGAGACUCUCCCCAUGAUCCUGGCCUCCACAAGCUUCAGGACGCCAUCCAGGCAGUCCAGCACGGCGACAAGCUCCAGUUCGACGAGCAGCUCUGUUUGCAGGUUCUCCUUCCCCCGGGCGGAGCCAGGGUGCCUCGUGGCCUCCUCACCUCCACCCUACACAUCGGACUGCUUCCAGGCUGCCCACACCGUCCACCUGACCCAGCCAUCGGGAUUUCUGGUGUCUCCGCCGUACUUUGGGUAUCCUCUCCAGCCAGAGCCUGCCCUGGCUGGGAAGAGCUGCUCUGAUUUUACUCAGAGCUGAAAGAAGUUGUGAAGAAGUAAUGCAGCCUUUGCAGCCACAGGGCCUGCUGCUGGUGGGUGUCACGCUGAUGUGUUCUGUGGCUGCAGAAGUCAGAACUGUUCUGUGGGUGAGUUGCCCUUGAAAAGUGAGGGAUCUCACUUGAGACUGCGUUUCCCAAAGUUGGAUCACACUUAAAAAGGAGUUGUAAAACAAUCCUAACAGUUGCUCUAAAACUGGACUGCUCUGCCUAAUUUGUGCAGAAUGUGUUCAGAAACAAGUAAAAGAACCAUGUUGGGACAAAGUUACUCAGUGUUAUAACUGACAUUUUUCCCUAAUGCGGUUAACUCAGUUAACAAACAGUGGCUGCAGCCCACUGAUAAUAAUCAGACUAGUUCUAUAAAGCAGCAAUAAGCCUGAGAAGUGGGAGAGGAGUGAUACUUACUAAAGAGGAUCCUUGAAAACAGCUGACUGCUUACCACUUCCAUGAGCAAUGGAGGAAGAAUUUCAUUUGAUAUCAAAAUGCAGAGGUUUUUGAAAAAGACACAUAAUCUACCUGAACUUACAAUGCAUAUUUGUAUUAGUAAAUUUUAACGAUGGUAGAUAAAACUAGUACUAAUUAGGCUAGUUGAAGAUCAGACAGUCCCACAUAGCCAAAUUAUCUGUGAGGAAAGCAGAAUGUAUUCAGCAAUAUCACCAAUACCUUCUCCACAUAAAAUUCUAAAAAUAGCAUUCUACUAAGGCAUUCUUCAGAAGGAAGUAUUUAUUGUCAGCUUUUUGCUCAGCAAGUGUAAGUUGGACAAACUGAUCAUGAAGUUCUGUUUGUAAAAUUAGCCAUGUAUAAAAUAUAAAGACAAGUUUGUAAUUUAAAAUGUAUUUACACCAUUGACAUCACUAAUUAUUUAGUAGUAACAUGCAAAAAAAAUCACCAAUAAACUGUGUGGUUGAAAUAUUGUGUCAUCAGUAUGGCUCUGUACAGGUAGUGUUUGUUGAAUUUUGUUGGUGUAACUUUUGUAUUUUUUCAUGUUAAAAUAGUUUAUUCUGCUAUUAAAAAUGAUUUACAAUUUCAACUGCACCUGUUGUGCAGAUUUAAUAUCAUACAAAAUUCUGACUAUAUAGCAAAUAGAUUCAUUUAUGUCUUUUACAUGCAGCUGCAAUGAAAAAGUGGUGAAAAACUGAUUAGUUGGGUAUUUUGGAUUAAACAUCCUGUGCUAGGAAUAAACUGUUUGCCCUUCUACAUUCCUUCACCUAAGUAAACGAACAAACCAAAUGGAAGAAAAAAAAAAAAAGCAUCUAAACCAAAUACAUGCAGUAAGCAAAUGGAAAAUACACAAGAAAAAAAUGCAGUCAUUAAAGGACUUCUCUGUAUACUUAUUUUUGUGAAAAAAUGAAGUCAUUCUGUGGGUCAGAACCUACAGUAUCAGAGGCUGAGCUUUCCUUUUAGCCUCACACUCUCUGUGUGUAGGAUCUGUCGAAGCACAUUACAG